AUGAUCGAUGACAAAUACUUCGAUGUCCUCGAGGACAAUACGACUCCGCAGGAUAUUACUAUUCCCGAGAGGUUGGAGAGGAGAACGGCCGUGGUCGACCAAAUAGACCGGAAUGGAACUCGCCACGAGGCAGUCAUUCCGGCUGGAGUAGACUACGUGCCUCUCCCAAGAGAGUUUGGCAAGCCGAUUGCAAAGGACUACUUGUUCGAGCUGGAUGACUUCCAGAAGAUUUCUGUCUGUAGUCUUGAGAGAGAUGAGAGUGUUCUUGUAAGUGCCCAUACAAGCUCUGGAAAGACAGUUGUUGCCGAGUAUGCAAUUGCAAUGUCUCUGAAAAACAGCCAGAGAGUUGUGUAUACAUCUCCGAUCAAGGCGCUGUCGAACCAGAAGUACAGAGAGCUUCUUUCGGAGUUUGGAGAUGUGGGGCUGAUGACAGGGGAUGUUACCAUCAACCCCACAGCAACUUGCCUUGUGAUGACAACGGAGAUUCUCCGGAACAUGCUCUACAAGGGAGGAGAAGUUGUCCGUGAGAUUCACUGGAUCAUCUUUGACGAAAUCCACUACAUGAGAGAUAAAGAAAGAGGAGUGGUGUGGGAAGAGACUAUAAUACUACUUCCAAGACAUGUUCGGAUGGUAUUUCUGAGUGCAACCAUUCCAAAUGCACUGGAGUUUGCAGAGUGGAUAUGCCAUAUCCAAAGCCAGGUUGUUCAUGUUGUAUAUACAGAGAAAAGAGUGACGCCAUUGGUUCAUUACUUCCGUAGCAACAAGCUGUACAAGAUCAAGGAUGCAAAGUUCCACAAGUCGAAUUUUUUGUCCGCAAUGCGGUCAAUCCAGAAGAGGAACAUCGGGCCUAAGGAGGUGGGAGAGGCGAUUAGUGAUGCAUCUCUUCCUGUUGUUGUGUUUUCCUUCAGGAGAAAGGACUGCGAGCGGUUUGCAAUGAAGCUGGACAAGAGUUAUCUGAAAGACUCCGAGGCCGAGAUGGUUGAAACGAUCUUUACCAAUGCCAUAAUGUCUCUCCGCAAGGAGGAUAGGGAAAUUCCGAUUAUCCAAAACAUUCUUCCUCUUCUUAUGAGAGGGAUUGGGAUUCACCACUCUGGACUCUUGCCUAUUAUCAAAGAGGUUGUCGAGAUACUGUUUCAAGAAGGGCUGCUCAAGGUACUGUUUGCAACGGAGACGUUUUCUAUUGGGCUCAACAUGCCCGCGAAGUCGGUGGUGUUUACUGCGCUGAAGAAGUUUGAUGGGGAAAGCAUGAGGCUCGUGAGCCCAGGAGAAUACACACAAAUGAGCGGAAGAGCUGGACGAAGAGGAAUAGACAGCAUGGGAAUUGUCAUAAGCAUUAUCUCAGAACCAAUCACCUACAAGGAGGUUAACAAGCUUUUUUCCACAUCCUCGGACAAUCUUGUGAGUGCAUUUAGACUGACGUACAACAUGCUUUUGAAUCUGAUGAGGGUGGAGGGCCUAGAUCCUCUGUACCUCAUUAGUAGAAGUUUCUAUCAUUUCCAGUCAUAUAAGAAGGCCCUUGCAGAGGAGGAGACUCUGCAUAUAAUGCAUAAUCGUCUGGAAGACCUUUCGCCCAACCGAAUUGUGGACCUAUACAAGAGAAGGGAGGAGAAGAAAAUCGAAAGAAACAAAAGGCUAGUUGAUAAGUUUAACGGGCACUUGAAGAAGGGAAGAGUGAUUGACUUAUUUGUGCAGAGAAAUGGUCCUUCGAUUACGAUUCGAAAUGCAAUAGUUAGCAAGGUAAAGGAGAAGAUUCUUUGCAUGGUUGGGACUAACAAAGGUGUGUACAUGUGCAGCUUUCCCUUGGAUUGCGUCGACAAUGUAUAUGACAGCAGAGUAAAGUUAGACAUGCGGGUAUUUACCCGGAGCUUUGGGAAAAUUCCCGUUGAGGACGAACUGGAUGAAGAGAUAAACAGGAUAGAAACAGAGAUAAUAUCGGCAAAUCCAGGAUGGAGCUUCGAUGUCUGUAUAGUCUGCGGAAAGACUUCGAUGGAGUGUCUUUCUUUGUGCAGCAAAGACGUGAUUGGGGAUGAUGCAGUCAUGGUCCAGGUACCGGAGAACGGGAGACGGCAUGCAGAAAACCCCAAGGCGGGACACUUGCAUGUAGAAAUGGGAGAAGAGAUGUCCUCUGCAAGAUCAUACUUCCUGAACGAGAUAAUGAAGCAGCAAUGUCUUGAAAAGCUCCUGGAGCUCAAUAGUCUCAAAGAAAUCUACCACAUGAGAGAAUGCAAGAAGAUGAUCAAGGUUCUGAAGAAGCUUGAAUAUUGUGACGAUACUACUGUGUUGAUAAAGGGCCGAAUGGCAUGCGAGAUUUCCUCAGGAGAUGAGCUGGUCCUGACAGAAAUGAUAUUCAAUGGAGACUUUGCAGGGAUUCCUGUGGAGCACUUUGUUCCGCUUCUUUCGUGCAUUGUGUUUGAGGAAUGGGAUUCGGACAACUUUGUUCUGAGCGAAGAAAACAAGUUGUACUACAAGCUUCUGUCGGACUCUGUUGAGAAGGUCUGCAAGGUCUUGAAGUCAUGCUCGAUAGACGUGGAUCCGACCACAUAUCUCCGGAAGUUUUCCUAUGAGCUGAUGGAUGUUGUCCGGAUGUGGGUGUGCGGACAUACAUUCAUUAACAUCUGCAACAAGACAAGUGUUUUCGAAGGAAGCAUCAUUAGAACCUUCAAGAGACUUGAAGAGUUACUCAGGCAGUUGAGUAGUGCUGCCAGGGUGAUUGGCAACACAGAACUGGAAAACAUGUUUGCUCUGGGAAUAGUGAAAAUCAAAAGAGACAUAGUCUUUGCGAAUUCCCUUUACGUUUGA
Encephalitozoon intestinalis ATCC 50506 is the source of this 2799-nucleotide messenger RNA. RefSeq names its product Ski2 ATP-dependent RNA helicase. Gene Ontology annotation, molecular function: RNA binding; ATP binding; RNA helicase activity. Lineage: Eukaryota; Fungi; Microsporidia; Unikaryonidae. The transcript has a single exon. Gene Ontology annotation, biological process: maturation of 5.8S rRNA; RNA catabolic process. Bases 1 to 2799 code for a protein of 932 amino acids. The record is from RefSeq and is a predicted model, not a curated record. Gene Ontology annotation, cellular component: nucleus.